This is a messenger RNA of Vicia villosa (hairy vetch), 1497 nucleotides long. RefSeq lists its product as uncharacterized. The transcript has a single exon. NCBI's taxonomy places the organism in Eukaryota, Viridiplantae, Streptophyta, Magnoliopsida, Fabales, Fabaceae. The coding region runs from base 1 to 1497 and encodes 498 amino acids. The record is from RefSeq and is a predicted model, not a curated record.
AUGGUUGGAAGUCAGUCGACGUCAAGUCCUGCUUUAGUUUCGGAUGCACAAGGAUCCACACCAAGUGCCCAAAACAGGGCAAAUCAGAACAGAGUUGUGCCUUUGUCGAACACAUAUGUAGUUGUGCUUAGGCAACAGAUGGACGAUAACAAUCAUGAGUUGGUAAACAUGCUAACUAACCAAAUGGGAACUGUCUUUAAUCCUAUAGUGCAGGAAUUAACAGAGUCGAAUAGACAGGUGGUCGAUCUACUCACUCGACUAUGCAACUACUUGGGGGCACCUCAGACGACCGGUCGACAACCUCCUCAAGCUCAUAGGCAGGUGGUCGUGCAUACACCUACAGAAGACGAUUCAUUGGAUGAAGAAACAGUACCACAAAAUCAAAUCCCUAUGUGGCGACCAAAUCAAGGUGGAGUACGAGGAAGACAACAGGUUGUGAUGGUGGGUCGACAACAGGAUGCUGAUCAAUUUGUUGAGCAGUAUCAACAGGAAGAAGUAGCCAUGGAGAAUAACCUUACUACAACGAUCGAAAGGAUUAUGGCUAGAAACAAAAUGAAUACUCCAUUAGAAAAGCCGACAUAUUCUUCCCCGUUAGUUGAAUACAUUGUACAGACAGAGAAUCCUAGGGGCUGGAAAAUACCUAAGUACACCAAGUUCGGAGGAGAAACAGGAGAAUCGAAAGUCGAGAAUAUUGCCAGAUAUCCGACUGAAUCAGGAGACAUGGCGAAUAACGAAAGCCUCAGAGUUAAGCAUUUUCCAUCGUCUCUUACAAAGGCAAUAUUCACCUGGUUCACUACAUUACCCCCCAACUCUAUCGACUCAUGGCCAAAAUUGGAAAAGCUUUUCCAUGAGCAGUUUUAUGAAGGCCAUUCGAAAAUCAGUCUGGUCGAACUGUCGAGCAUCAAAAGGAGAUUCGUAGAGACCAUCGACGACUAUCUGAAUAGGUUUAGGUCACUUAAAGCUAAAUGUUUCACGCAGGUGCCUGAACAUGAACUGGUUCAGAUGGCGGCAAGAGGUUUAGAUUAUUCCAUUAGGAAGAAAAUAGACCCAACUUUUGUCAAAAGUAUGUCGCAGUUAGCUGAUAGGGUUCGACACCUUGAACUCUUAAGACUAGAAAAAGUCAGGCAUACCAAGGCAAAAGCUAAAAAAGAAAGGGUAGCUUAUGUCGAUUACGAUGAUACAGACCCUAUAUACGAAGCUGACUACAUCUCGCCGACAAAGGCAGAGAUUGAUCUGGCCGAAAUGAAACCAGGGCCAGCAUACGAAUGUAAAUCGUUAUUUUCGUCGAAAGGAAAGAAUGUCCCUGUUGAUAACAAUUCGAAAUUACCGCCAUUAGAACAACGACAAAAAAGAGGUUUCUGCAAGUGUCAUAACUAUCUUGGGCAUUCAACCUCUCAAUGUUUUCUUUUCAGGGAUCUGGUCCAGAAAUCACUUCAGGAAGGUCGACUGAAAUUUGCUGCCAGGAGGAUGAAAAUCGAUGCUGACCCACUCAAAUAA